This is a messenger RNA of Sphenostylis stenocarpa, 3312 nucleotides long. Lineage: Eukaryota; Viridiplantae; Streptophyta; Magnoliopsida; Fabales; Fabaceae. The record is from the annotation of a GenBank genome assembly.
AUGAGAGGACAUAUACUCCUGUGCCUUUUUUUCAUACCAUUUUGUUCAAUAAACUAUGGUGCCAGUGGCUAUUUGCUUGGCCAUGAGUGUUCCAUGUUGCUCCAUUUGAAAAAUAGCCUAACAUUCAACCCUACAAUAUCCAAAAAGCUUACUCUUUGGAAUCAAAGUGAAGAUUGCUGCCAAUGGCAUGGUGUGACAUGCAAUGAAAGUCGUGUUAUAGCCCUUGAUCUCAGUGAGGAGUCUAUCUCCGGACAACUUCUUAAUUCAAGUGUUCUUUUCAGCCUUCAAUAUCUUCAAAGAUUGAAUUUGGCUUUCAAUAACUUACGUUUGGUGAUUCCUUCUGCACUUCACAAGUUGAAUAAUUUGAAGUAUUUGAACUUGUCAAAUGCUGGCUUUGAAGGGCAGAUUCCACUUGAGAUUUCUCACCUCAGAAGGUUAGUUACUCUUGACUUGUCUUCUUCAUUUUCCUCAUCACCUCACAGCCUGAAACUCGCAAGGCCAAAUUUAGCAAGGAUUUUACAAAACCUUACAGAUAUCACAGAAUUAUAUCUAGAUGGUGUAGUGAUAUCUGCCAAUGGACAGGAAUGGUCUCAUGUUUUAUCUUCGUUGCACAACCUACGUGUUCUGAGCAUGUCAUCAUGCAAUAUCUCUGGACCUAUUGAUCCUUCCCUUGCUAAGCUUCGGUCACUCGCUGUUCUAAAUUUAAGCUACAAUAACAUGUCUAGCACAAUACCAGAUUCCUUUAUGAAUUUCUCUAAUCUAGUCACACUAAAACUAAGAAGUUGUGGCUUGAAUGGUUCUUUUCCCAAAGAUAUCUUCCAUAUACCAUCAUUAAAGGUCCUUGACAUCUCAGACAAUGAAGAUCUUCUAGGUUCUUUGCCAAACUUCCAACCACGUGGUUAUCUUCAUGACAUGAAUCUUAGCACGACAAGUUUCGCAGGAAAGCUUCCGGGUGAAAUUUCCAACUUGAAGCAUUUAUCUACAAUUGAUCUAUCUUACUGCCAAUUUAAUGGAAUACUUCCUACUUCAAUGUCAGAACUCACCCAACUAGUUUAUCUAGACUUGUCUUCCAAUAACUUUUCAGGUCCACUCCCUUCUUUUAAUAUGUCCAAGAAUCUCACAUAUUUAUCCAUCUUUCAUAAUCAUUUAACAGGAAUGUUACCAUCCAGUCAUUUUGAGGGCCUUGAAAAUCUAGCCAACAUUGAUUUGGGGUUCAACUUGUUCAAAGGGACUCUUCCCCCAUCUCUACUUAAGCUCCCAUAUUUGCGAGAACUUAAACUUCCCAAUAAUCAACUCAGUGGUCGCUUGGAUGAGUAUGUGAUUACUUCCCAUGUAUUAGAGAUGCUUGAUUUGGGUAGCAACAAUUUGGAAGGACCUAUUCCUUUGUCUAUAUUUAACCUUAGAGCACUUCGUGUCAUUCAACUUAAUUCAAACAAGUUUAAUGGCACAAUUCAAUUGGACAUGAUUCGCAGGUUGAGCAAUCUAACUUCAUUAUGCCUCUCGCAUAACAAUUUGUCAGUUGAUAUAUACUCUAGAGAUGCUCGUGACCUGUCACCCUUUCCUGCUCUAAGAAAUGUAAUGUUGACAUCAUGCAAGCUGAGAGGAAUCCCUAGUUUUUUGAGAAAUCAAUCAAAGUUACUACGUCUUGAGCUAGCUGAAAAUGAGAUUGAAGGGACAAUACCUUACUGGGUUUUGCAACUUGAAUAUGUUGUUUACUUGAACCUUUCCAAAAAUUUCCUAACAAAAUUUGAAGGAAAUGUUCGGAACCUUAGUUCAAAUCUUUUGGUUUUUGAUGUUAGUUCCAACCAACUACAAGGACCCUUUCCUUUCAGUCCAACGUUGGUAAAUUAUUUGGACUACUCAAACAAUAGAUUAAACUCGGUCAUUCCAGUGGACAUUGGAAAUCGUCUCCCUUUCAUAAAAUGGUUGUCUCUUUCAAACAACGAUAUUCAGGGACAGAUUCCUGAAUCCUUUUCAAAUGCUUCAAGUCUGGUCCUGCUGGAUCUUUCUCACAAUAACUUUGUUGGAACCAUUCCCAGAUGCUUUGCUAAGUUGAGUAGCACUCUUCGGGUGUUGAACUUUGGUUCAAACAAACUUCAAGGAUAUAUUCCUGAUACUUUGCCAGCUUUAUGUACUCUCAAGUUAUUGGACCUAAAUAACAAUCUCUUGGAGGGUAUCAUCCCAACAUCAUUAGCUUAUUGCCAGAAACUACAAGUCCUAAACCUUCGAAGAAAUUCAUUAACCGACAAAUUUCCUUGUUUCUUAAGUAAUAUUUCCACCUUACGAAUCAUGGAUUUACGGUUGAACAAACUUCACGGGUUAAUUGGAUGCCCAAAAAGCAGUGGUGAUUGGGAAAUGCUCCAUAUUGUUGAUAUAGCCUCCAAUAAUUUCAAUGGUCCAAUACCAGGAGCUUUAUUGAACAGUUGGAAAGCAAUGAUGCGAGACAAUGUUAACGCUGAACCAGAACUUGGCCACUUAUUCAUUGAUAUCAUUGACCACUAUGAUCCCAAGAAUUAUAAGGAUUUGUUGUUACAUUUAGACAAAGUUAUUGUAGCAAAAUUAACUAAACUUGUUACAAACAUAUCUCGCUCUAUCCUUGACCAGGGAUCAUCAGAUUCUUUUGCAGUGGAUUUUUCUCGGUAUCAAAAUUCAAUUCUUAUUACAAAUAAAGGUCAACAAAUAAAUUUGGCCAGAAUACAGAGGGCCUUCACUUACGUGGACAUGUCAAACAACAAUUUUGAGGGUCCAAUACCAAUUGAGCUAAUGCAGUUCAAGGCAAUAAUGGCUCUUAACUUGUCAAAUAAUGCCCUCUCAGGUCAUAUCCCAUCGUCUAUUGAGAAUUUGAAGAAUCUUGAAUCCUUAGACUUGUCAAACAAUUUUUUAAAUGGAGAAAUCCCGAGACAGCUUGCAAGUCUAAAUUUUCUUGCAUAUUUGAAUCUCUCAAACAAUCACCUGGUGGGUGAAAUUCCGAAGGGAACCCAAAUUCAAACAUUUGAAGGAGAUUCCUUUGAAGGAAAUGAAAAGUUAUGUGGGCCUCCACUGACCCGUAUUUGCAGCAAUCCUGGAGUGCCAACACCUGAAACACCUCAAUCUGAUACCAAGAGUUCAAUUGAUUGGAGUUUAUUAAGCGCAGAGUUAGGGUUUAUUUUUGGCUUUGGAAUUUUCGUCCUCCCCCUUGUUUUCUGGAGGAGAUGGAGGUUCUGGUAUUCCAAACUCGUGGAUGAGAUGCUUUACAAGAUCAUCCCCCAGCUUGAUUUUGUGUAUGAAUACCAACGAGGGCAGAGAUGUAAAACUCUAAGGUGGAGGCCCUGA